GAGGCGCGAAGAGGGCGCGAGGGUGGCAGCCGGAGGGAGCCGCUGCAGCUGCAGCCCCUGCCCGCCAGUGGCGCCGCGGGGCGCAUGGGACGCUUCGAGUCGGGAUCGCGCGCGGUAUCCGUGCCCAGCCUCCUGCUGCGGUGAGAAGCCGCGCCGGGACGUCCCCCAGACCCUGAGCUGACGGGAGAAUGACCAUGGCCGGGGGCAGGAGAGGGCUAGUGGCCCCUCAAAACACGUUUUUGGAGAAUAUUGUCCGGCGGUCCAAUGAUACUAAUUUUGUGUUGGGCAAUGCCCAGAUAGUGGACUGGCCUAUCGUGUACAGCAAUGAUGGAUUUUGCAAACUGUCUGGCUACCACAGGGCAGAAGUGAUGCAAAAAAGCAGUACCUGCAGUUUUAUGUAUGGGGAGCUGACUGAUAAAGACACAAUUGAAAAGGUGCGGCAGACGUUUGAGAACUAUGAGAUGAAUUCCUUUGAAAUUUUGAUGUACAAGAAGAACAGAACACCUGUGUGGUUCUUUGUGAAAAUUGCUCCAAUUCGAAACGAACAGGAUAAAGUGGUUUUAUUUCUUUGCACUUUCAGUGACAUAACAGCUUUCAAACAGCCAAUUGAGGAUGAUUCAUGUAAAGGCUGGGGCAAGUUUGCACGGCUGACCAGAGCACUGACCAGCAGCAGGGGCGUCCUGCAGCAGCUGGCUCCCAGUGUGCAAAAAGGCGAGAACGUCCACAAACACUCCCGUCUGGCAGAGGUCCUGCAGCUGGGCUCAGACAUCCUUCCCCAAUACAAGCAAGAGGCACCAAAAACUCCCCCUCACAUCAUCUUACAUUACUGUGUUUUUAAGACCACGUGGGAUUGGAUCAUCUUGAUCUUAACCUUCUACACAGCCAUCUUGGUCCCUUACAAUGUGUCCUUUAAAACCAGGCAAAACAACGUGGCCUGGCUAGUUGUGGAUAGCAUCGUGGAUGUCAUCUUCUUGGUGGACAUUGUGCUGAAUUUUCAUACCACCUUUGUUGGACCAGCUGGGGAGGUGAUUUCUGACCCCAAACUCAUUCGUAUGAAUUACCUGAAGACAUGGUUUGUGAUUGACCUUCUGUCCUGUUUGCCAUAUGAUGUCAUCAACGCUUUUGAGAACGUGGAUGAGGUUAGUGCCUUUAUGGGUGAUCCAGGGAAGAUUGGUUUUGCUGAUCAGAUUCCACCACCACUGGAGGGGAGAGAGAGUCAGGGCAUCAGCAGCCUGUUCAGCUCCUUGAAAGUUGUCCGGCUGCUCCGCCUGGGGCGAGUGGCCCGGAAGCUGGACCACUACAUUGAAUACGGAGCUGCUGUCCUGGUCCUGCUGGUGUGUGUGUUUGGGUUGGCUGCUCACUGGAUGGCCUGCAUCUGGUACAGCAUCGGGGACUAUGAGAUCUUUGAUGAGGAUACCAAGACUAUUCGCAACAACAGCUGGCUCUACCAACUUGCAAUGGACAUUGGCACUCCUUAUCAGUUUAAUGGCUCUGGCUCAGGGAAGUGGGAAGGUGGUCCCAGCAAGAAUUCCGUCUACAUCUCUUCAUUAUAUUUCACCAUGACUAGCCUCACUAGUGUGGGCUUUGGGAACAUCGCCCCAUCCACAGACAUUGAGAAGAUCUUUGCGGUGGCCAUCAUGAUGAUUGGCUCACUUCUCUAUGCCACCAUCUUUGGGAACGUGACCACCAUUUUCCAGCAGAUGUAUGCCAACACCAACAGGUACCAUGAGAUGCUCAACAGUGUUCGGGACUUCCUGAAACUCUACCAGGUGCCAAAAGGAUUGAGCGAGCGAGUCAUGGAUUAUAUUGUUUCCACCUGGUCCAUGUCCCGAGGCAUUGACACAGAGAAGGUCCUACAGAUCUGCCCCAAGGACAUGAGAGCUGACAUCUGUGUGCACCUGAACCGCAAGGUGUUCAAGGAGCACCCGGCCUUCCGAUUGGCCAGUGACGGCUGCCUGCGGGCACUGGCCAUGGAAUUUCAGACUGUGCACUGCGCCCCAGGGGACCUCAUCUACCACGCAGGAGAGAGCGUCGACAGCCUCUGCUUUGUGGUCUCCGGCUCCCUUGAGGUGAUCCAGGAUGACGAGGUGGUGGCCAUCCUAGGGAAGGGAGACGUGUUUGGAGAUGUGUUCUGGAAGGAAGCCACACUUGCCCAGUCCUGUGCCAACGUUAGGGCCUUGACCUACUGUGACCUGCAUGUAAUCAAACGGGACGCCUUGCAGAAAGUACUGGAAUUCUACACGGCCUUCUCCCAUUCCUUCUCCCGGAACCUCAUUCUCACCUACAACUUGAGGAAGAGGAUUGUGUUCCGAAAGAUCAGUGAUGUGAAACGGGAAGAGGAAGAGCGGAUGAAGCGGAAAAAUGAGGCGCCCCUGAUCUUGCCCCCGGACCACCCUGUCCGGCGACUCUUCCAGAGGUUCCGGCAGCAGAAAGAAGCAAGGCUGGCCGCAGAGAGAGGCGGCCGGGACCUGGAUGAUCUGGACGUGGAGAAGGGCAGUGUCCUCACAGAGCAUGCCUCGGCCAACCACAGCAUCAUGAAGGCCAGCGUCGUCACGGUCAGGGAGAGCCCAGCCACGCCUGUCUCCUUCCAGUUGGCUGCAACCUCGGGAGUGCCAGACCAUGCCAAGCUGCACGCACUGGGGUCAGAGUGCCCAGGCCUCAAGGGGAGUGGGGGCGACUGUGCCAAACGCAAAGGUUGGGCCCGCUUCAAAGAUACUUGUGGGAAGGGUGAGGACUGGAACAAGGUCUCCAAGGCAGAAUCGAUGGAGACACUCCCUGAGAGGACAAAGGCAUCAGGGGAGGCCACGCUGAAGAAGACGGACUCCUGCGACAGCGGCAUCACCAAGAGCGACUUGCGUCUGGACAACGUCAGCGAGGCCAGGAGUCCCCAGGACCGGAGCCCCAUCUUGGCAGAGGUCAAGCAUUCUUUCUACCCUAUCCCCGAGCAGACACUGCAGGCCACAGUCCUGGAGGUGAAACACGAGCUAAAGGAGGACAUCAAGGCUUUGAAUACCAAAAUGACAAAUAUUGAGAAACAGCUUUCUGAGAUACUCAGGAUAUUAACUUCAAGAAGAUCCUCUCAGUCUCCUCAGGAGCUGUUUGAAAUUUCGAGGCCCCAGUCCCCAGAGUCAGAGAGAGACAUUUUUGGAGCAAGCUGAGAGGUGCCGACUCCAGCAGUGUGUGCUGCCAUCCCAUAUGCCCACGACGGCUCCUCCACUGGGUAUGAUGAGUAUCGAAAGAAAGGAAAGAGAGGCAGUCAUGUGGUUGAAAAGUCCCAGUCUAGGGCUCAAUUCUGGUAUCUCCACCUUCUCCCACCUCCUUCCCUCACACUGACCCCUCCCCACUCCCAGCUUGGUUCUUUCUAUGACUGUUCUUUAUUCCCUUGGACUCAGACUGAUUCUGAGGGCAAAGAGCCUGUAGCUAGGAGUAGGCAACCAGUGGUUUUAAAAAACUGAUGCUGUAAUGUGGGCCCAAGUGUUUAAAAGCUGUGCCAAUUUCAGCAGCCCUCCAACAAACUUUUGGAAAUAAGAUUUCUUGCUUUGUUUUAUUCUUGUUAUCCAAUUCCUGGGGCCUGUUUUACCCUCCACCUCCUUGAUCAUCUUUGCUAUUGCUGGCCAGACAACGGGGCCGUUCCUGGAAUCCUCCUCUUUCAGAAGUAGCUGGGCAUGGGGUAAAAAUGUAUUCUACCACAUCAUCCCACCCAGCAGUCUUGCACUCCCAAAUCCUUAAGUGGAAGGUGAAGGUAUAGAGGCAACUUAUUUUGCUGUCCAUGCCUGUGUGGACUAAGUGAAAGUAGAAAUAGCAGGUGUAGGAAGAUCCUCAUCUCCCCUUGUUGCACUGAUCACCAUAUCUCACCAUUUCUCAUAUUCAGACAUUUUAGGAGCCUGGUAGAAAUACAAAUUGCCGAUAGGCAUUUGAUUAAUAUAUUGAACAAUGUUUUGCAAAAGAGAUGUUUAACCUUAAGGUCCUGAAGUGAACUCCAACUGUGAAGGAUCUGACAAGGCUCCUUCCUUUAUUCUCCCUCCUCACAUUGUAUUGCUUAAAGAGGAGGCCCACUGAGGGCACCCUCAAGCUUCAGGACGGCCUCUCUGUCAGUAAAUCAUUUUUAUUGCUCCAUAUACUGCCUUGUUGCUUGCUUCAGUAAAAACGACCUUCACCAGCUCCUUUGCCCUCCAAAUGGAGACUUCACUGUCCUCUCAACAUCCACUGCAACCACCAGAGAAAGCACCCAGUUUUUUCACUGAAGGUGUUCACAUUAAGAAGAGUUUUAAUUUCUGCACCUCACAGUGCAAAAUAAUGUGAAUUUACCUUCAGCUUAAAAUUAGUUUCAAAUGAAACUUCACUGUAAUGUGAGCAUAACAGACUUAUUCUGGAACCUCUAGAACUGGACUUAAAUCCCUUGCAGGUGACAGACCUGGUGGGGGCCCUUCCUGCCCCGCCAUUAAACUCUUGUCUUAGAGCUUACGUCUCUUCUUGAUCUGUGACUUCUGAGUCAUCAAAGGGAUCCACUAGUUGUUCAAUGAGAAGUUCACAGCUCUUGUAUCAGGACAUGAACUGAUUUUGUGUUAAGAAGGAUGCAACUCCUAAUGAAUGUAUUCUCUUAAUAUUCAGAUGCUGUAUUUGUGCAUCAGCUGGAGACUGUCCACAUCCGAUAUUUAGCUGACCCUGCAAGGACUUUUAUUCAUGAGCAAUUCAUUCUGGGGCUUCUCCUGAUAUUAACACUCUUUCCAUUGAGUUUCACCAAAUCUUUUAUUGGGUUUUUCUUUUUCCUUUGCAUCUGUCACUUUGUCCAAAUGAGCAUGAAAUAACAGAAGUGCAAAUGAGCUGAUACUAUUUUUAUGGUCAGCUGAGAAUGCUGCCAGGAACUCCACUGUAUGUCUGGCUUGGGAAUGUUAAGAGGAAUAUGCAGGCCCCUCCACUGAUGAUAUUCCCAUCUCAACAUUUUUAAACAAGCACAAAUGAUAUUUGUAAAAAAAAA
This is a messenger RNA of Choloepus didactylus (southern two-toed sloth), 4978 nucleotides long. It is a transcript of the gene KCNH1, whose product is annotated as potassium voltage-gated channel subfamily H member 1. Gene Ontology annotation, molecular function: delayed rectifier potassium channel activity. Gene Ontology annotation, biological process: regulation of membrane potential; potassium ion transmembrane transport. The transcript has 12 exons. Gene Ontology annotation, cellular component: membrane. Bases 189 to 3158 code for a protein of 989 amino acids. The record is from RefSeq and is a predicted model, not a curated record. NCBI's taxonomy places the organism in Eukaryota, Metazoa, Chordata, Mammalia, Pilosa, Megalonychidae.